AUGGCAAGCCGAUUUGGCCUUAUAACUGGAGAGUCCAGUGACCAACUAAGUGGUACAUGUUGCUAUGACGUACCUGCAGGCAAUGAGUCCCUUAUUGGCUACAUAGCCAGCCUCAGUCAGUCCGUCGUGAAACUAUUUCUAUCGUAUGAUGGCUGUAUAGGCCAGCAGGGACGGGCUCUAUGCAACUGGAUGGACUCGUUUUCACGAACUGCUCGGCCCCGGUUCUGUUGA
Messenger RNA from Protopolystoma xenopodis, 231 nucleotides. NCBI's taxonomy places the organism in Eukaryota, Metazoa, Platyhelminthes, Monogenea, Polystomatidea, Polystomatidae. The record is from the annotation of a GenBank genome assembly.